Molecule: messenger RNA, 2811 nt
Organism: Phycodurus eques (leafy seadragon)
Lineage: Eukaryota; Metazoa; Chordata; Actinopteri; Syngnathiformes; Syngnathidae
Gene: bcan
Product: brevican
Exons: 14
Coding region: 1-2811 (936 amino acids)
Biological process (GO): cell adhesion
Molecular function (GO): hyaluronic acid binding
Source: RefSeq, a predicted model, not a curated record
AUGAAGCAGGAAGUGCUUCUCCCCGCCAUGUUGGUCACCAUUGCGUUGCUCGUUCCCCCGUCAUCCUUGACCGCCCAGCACCAGCCAGAUGAUGCAAACCUCCUACAUGUGACCAUCACGUCCGGUCUGAGCACUUCAGGCGAGCUGGGCGAUUCGCUGACGUUGCAAUGCCUGGUGUCCCUGGCCCGUCCGCUGCCAUCCCCCACCACCAACAGCCGGCAUGCCGCCCUCUCUCUUCCCCGCAUCAGGUGGAGCCUGAUAGACAAGGAGGAAACGCAGAUCCUGGUGGCCCGCGGCGACACCGUGCAGGUGAGCGAGGCCUACCGGGGCCGAGCCUCGCUGCCGCAUUAUGCCGUUUCCCCCGCAGACCUGACUCUCCGACUGGAGGGGCUGAGUUACAGUGACGCCGGCAAGUACCGGUGCCACGUGCAGCAAGGACCUGACUACGACUAUGAUGUCAUUCAAGUCCAAGUCAAUGGUUUGGUCUUCCAUCUCGGUGAAUCGUCGAGAAGUCCCCACGACUUCACCUUUGAGCGGGCCUACGAGGCCUGUAUCAAGAACGGGGCCCAAAUGGCCACGCCGGAGCAGCUGGUGGCGGCCUAUCACAGUGGGUACGAGCACUGCCAUGCAGGCUGGCUCUCGGACCGCUCGGUCAGAUAUGUAGUUCAGAAGCCGAGAGAGGACUGCUUGGGCCUCAUGGAAGGACAUCCAGGAGUCAGGAACUUUGGAACACUGGAGCCUCAGUACUUCGUUGAUGUCUACUGCUAUGUGGGCCACAUUGCAGGUGAGGUGUUCCAUGGCUCGGAUUCGGCCCCCCAGGGUUUUACCCUCGAGGAGGCCAAGGCGUACUGCCUGAGUGAGGGUGCGGAGCUAGCCAGCCCCGGCCAGCUGUACGCACUCCAGAACCACCAUUGCGGGUCAGGGUGGCUGAAGGACGGCAGCGUGCGCCGCCCCAUGGCCUUCCCCCAGGGGCGCUGCGGGGAGGUGCGAGGCAACCAGACGGACUUCCCCGAGGCUAGUAGCCGCCAUGACGUCUUCUGCUUUAGGGAGGAAACAGCCACUAGUAGUGAGGUGGUUCAGACAGUCCAUCCUGUCACACAAAACCCUCUGAAGACUGAGUCCCGGACUUCAUAUGAGCCUCAUCCUGAGUCUGAGAGUCAUCCAGCAUCUCCUGUCAGCCUGGAGAUCUCCACAGAGACAACAUCUAGACCAGUGGAGCUCACCAGCCCCUAUGAGGAACACUGGAACACUUCUGGAACUGAUGCUGGUACUGGAAAUGUGGAUUUGAUGUCAUCUCCCACGGAAGAAGCAGGUUCCUCCACCACCGUGUCGCCCGCUUUGAACAGCAACAACACACUUGAAGACCAUCCAGAGUCUGGAGAGGAGAUCGUAACAACUGACUCCUUGGUUACUACAGAAACCAAUGCAAUCACCUCAUCAGAACCAUCUCUGGAUUCAAGUGAGGAGCCCUCUGGUGUGGUGUCCAUCACGCCGGCGACACCCGAGAUCCUGACGGUUGACGUAGACCGAACGUCCUUCCCUGGGACGCCUUCUGGGAUCCCGUCCAGUUCCUCCCCAGAGGUGAUUACCCUAAUCCCAGAAAGAAUGGAAAUGGCGGGACAUCUGGAAGCAGUACCCAAUACCGCCAAUACUGCCAAUACUGCCAAAAUGUCUGGAGAAAGUCUAGAAGUAAAUCCAGAAACGGUAUCAAACCAGACCGACUCACUGGACCACCAUACCAAUUCUGGAACACCUCCUCCAUCGGGGACUACUUCCUCCACACAGCAGGUGGCUGGAUUCCACAUGGAGUCCAGCACUCCACUUCCUGUUGAGUGGGAUGAAGCCACCAGCACCACAAGUGGACCAGAAGGAGGACACAACGAGACCAACACUGAUGUGGUCUCAGUUCAAAGAUGUUCCAGGUGUCACUUUGAAGACCAAACCAUGAAGAGCGUAACCCACCCAACUGUGGAACUGGAAGAACCCACAGCCAUGGCUGCUAGACAGGAAGUCAUCCUAGACCUGUGCGGGGUUGAACCGUGUUUGAAUGGCGGCACAUGCGUGGAUGGUGAGAUGCCCAAGUGUCUCUGCCUCCCCGGGUACGGCGGCGCCUUCUGCCAGUCAGAUGUUGAGGUGUGCGAAGCUGGCUGGGAGAAGUUCCAAAGCUUCUGUUACCAUCAGGUGACCACGCGGCAGAGUUGGGAGGGAGCAGAACAACACUGCCGGACGAUCGGCGGACAUCUCAUGUCCAUCAUGACCCCUGAGGAGCAAGACCACAUCAACGAAAAAUACCGAGAAUAUCAGUGGAUUGGACUGAACGACAAAACCAUCGAGGGAGACUUCCGCUGGUCCGACGGAAACCUUCUGAUCUACGAGAACUGGCACCGAGGGCAACCCGACAGCUACUUCCUGUCCGGCGAGGAUUGCGCUGCAAUGGUUUGGCACGACGGCGGGCGCUGGAGCGAUGUGCCCUGCAACUACCAUCUGUCCUUCACCUGCAAGAAGGGCCUCUCGUCCUGCGGGAAGCCUCCGGCGGUUCCCAACGCCAAGCCGUUCGGUAAAACGCGGGCACACUACGGGACCCUCGCCAAGGUGCGCUACCGUUGCGACGCGGGCUUCGUGCAGAAACUGAACCCGAUCGUCAGCUGCCUGCCGGGCGGCCGCUGGGAGGAGCCCGUCAUCAUGUGCCUGCCAGCUGGUUCUUAUGAGGCUGAGCAGCUCAGUUCAACCGCUGACUUACAUCACGACGAGGAGGCGGAAGCGGUCACGGUGGUUCACACACAAAGCAGCUCUUCGCUCCCUGCACAUUGA